Messenger RNA from Photinus pyralis (common eastern firefly), 2419 nucleotides. RefSeq lists its product as uncharacterized. The transcript is spliced from 3 exons. The record is from RefSeq and is a predicted model, not a curated record. The coding region runs from base 303 to 1181 and encodes 292 amino acids. Lineage: Eukaryota; Metazoa; Arthropoda; Insecta; Coleoptera; Lampyridae.
UUGAUUAAUUAAUUAGUUUUAUAUAACACUAGCUGUCCCGGCGAACUUCGUACCGCAUAAGGGAUAUCUCAUACGUACAGACAGACAAUUUUUUUUUAUUAUGUAGCAAUUCCCGGGCAUACACCCAACUAUUUCACAAAAUUUCAUCGCAAUCGGAUGAACUGUUUAGGUAGGCAUAAGAGACAUACAAACAUUCAUUUUUAUUUAUUAUAUACGAUAGGAUUCUCAACCUUCUGUCACAAAUCUGUAUUUGAAUUUAGUGUUUUAUUUUAUGGUAGUUGGUAACGUUGAUCUCAUGAUGGAUGGUUGGGUUGGUAACAUACCUAACCUAUAAUCUAUACAUGACAAGCCCGCGUUUUUUUCAUUUUCCCGCUAACUGCAAUUCUUUAGCUGUGAAUCAAUUAUUUACUCUGUUAUCUCAAAUUCAAGAUAAAUCUAACCUCAAAUACAAUUCAUUGGCCUUUUUUUUUGUAAGUACUUCAUUUCCACACGUAAGUAGAGUAUACUAUUACAAAAUGAAUCGUACAAAUGAUAUUCAAAAAUAUUAUAUGCGUGCUAAGAGACAGAAAGUUUCAACUUCUCGGUGCACGUUAAGUUCACAUCAAAAAGAGGAUUCCUUAAUUAAUAUAGAUGAGAUGGUAAUGGAUCAUUUAGAUCAAGCUGUAUCUGAUUACGAUGAUGUAGCUGCUCUGCCAGUAAGUCAAAAUUUCAGCUUGAGCGAUUCAACUUUCAUUACAGACAAAAUUGCGAAUGUUCAAAACUUGUGUGAUAAUAACAUUACGCCGAAGCUUAAAAAUUGGUCACUGCAACAUAACAUUACACAUGGCGCCAUUAAUGAUCUACUACGGCUUCUGAAAACAACCCAAAUUCCUGAUAAUUUACCAUUAGAUGCCCGAACAUUGCUAGGUACGGCCAGAACGAUACAUACUAAACUUAUCGAACCAGGAGAAUAUUAUCACUUUGGGUUACGAUCUUGUUUGAAAAGACUUGUGAACAUUUCAGGCGAUGUUACUGACAAACUAAGUGUAUUAGAAAUAAAUAUCAACAUAGAUGGUUUACCACUUUCGAAAAGCUCGAAUAGCCAGGUAUAUCCGAUACUGUGUAAUAUUGUGGGUUGUAAUAGCGUAGAAAUGCCGAAUUUGUGGAUGAUGCUACUAAUAUUAUUAACAAUGGUAUCGUAAUAAAUGGAACACUUUUCCAAGUUAGGAUCAAAGGAAUCAUUUGCGACGCACCUGCCAAAGCAUAUGUUAAAUGUAUAAAAAGCCACACGGGUUAUUCUUCUUGUACCAAGUGUCCGGUGGAGGGUAGCUAUAUUGAGAAUCGUGUGUGUUUUCCUGUCAAUGAUGUUCCACAACUCAGAACUGAUACCCAGUUCAGAUCCAAAUUUGAUGAAGACCACCACAUUGGCACAUCUAUAAUUGAAAAUAUUCCAUAUAUAGACAUGAUCCGUAGCUUUCCAUUAGAUUAUAUGCACUUAAUAUGUUUAGGUGUGAUGCGUAAAUUGUUAUUACUUUGGUGUUGUGGGAAACCGUCAACAAAACUGGCUUUCCAAAAAAUUUCAGACAUAUCUUCUCUAUUGAAACAGUGUUCUCCGAAUGUCCCUCUUGAAUUCAAUAGGAAACCCAGAGGUUUAAAUGAAAUAAGAAGGUGGAAAGCAACAGAGUUUCGCCAAUUUUUAUUAUAUACUGGACCCAUAGUUCUUCAAAGUAACAUAAACCGAGAUAGAUAUAUCAAUUUUUUGUCCUUGCAUAUAGCUGUAAUCAUCUUGUCUCAUCCUCAACAUACAACAAAAAUUGAAUAUGCUUCGGAACUCCUGAAAUAUUUUGUAAAAACGUUUAAAAUUCUAUAUGGACCAGAAAAUAUGUCUCACAAUGUGCAUAAUCUUCUUCAUAUAACUGAUGAUGUAAAGUAUCAUGGGGUACUUGAUAAUUUUAGCGCUUUUCCUUUUGAAAACCAUCUCCAAAGCAUUUUAAAGUCAUUACGAAAAUGUGAGAAACCUUUGCAGCAAAUAGUAAAAAGGCAUUCUGAGAAGCAAAACGAAAAUUAUAAUUAUGAAAAAAAAAAUUGUCCAAUUUAUAAACGUGACCAGAAUGCUACUUCACUUUUAACAAAACUGAAGAUUACAAGCCAUUCAAAGUCGGUUGCUUAUUCAAAUUUUAUUUUAACUACCCGUGAACCUGAUAAUUGUUGUCGUCUAAAAAAUGGGGAUGUCAUAAUUAUUAAAGACAUUGUUCUCAAUCAGAACGAGUUUAAAUUCCUGGGAAAUAAAUAUUUAAGUUUAACUUCACUCUAUAGUUCACCGUGUGAAUCAUCAGACUUAGGCAUAUUUGCAGCAAAAUCAACAGAUUUUGAUAGUGAUUGUUUAUUUGAAUUUGAGAAUGUUGAUUAUAAAUGUCUUCAUUUUAAAAUAGCCCACAAA